GCUCUACUCUCUUCUCUACGAUGGACCUGAUUCUAUACCUGGGUUGUUUGCUCGUGUUGUUACUGCUCUGGGUCAGGGCGAAAGGAUUCGAGUACAUCAUCGUUCAUCAUCGGUGGAUCUUCGUUUGCCUCUUUUUACUUCCUCUCUCGGUCGUGUUUGACGUUUACUACUACGUGCGGGCAUGGCUGGUGUUUAAAAUGUGCAGCGCUCCCAAACUUCAUGAUCGCCGAGUAAAAGAGAUUCAGGAUCAGGUUCGUCAGUGGAAAGCCGAAGGUGGUAAAAAGUUCAUGUGCACUGGAAGACCAGGCUGGUUAACCGUAUCGCUGCGUGUCGGAAAAUACAAAAACACACAUAAGAACAUAAUGAUCAACCUCAUGGAUAUCCUGGAAGUUGAUACUAAGAGACAGGUUGUGCGCGUGGAGCCGUUGGUAAAUAUGGGUCAGGUGACUGCGUUGCUUAAUUCUAUCGGUUGGACCCUCCCAGUAGUACCAGAGCUUGAUGACUUGACUGUUGGUGGUUUGAUCAUGGGAACAGGCAUUGAGUCAUCAUCCCAUAAUUUUGGCCUCUUCCAGCAUAUCUGCUUGGCCUACGAACUUGUACUGGCCGACGGAAGCCUCGUGAGGUGCACACCAACAGAGAACUCGGACCUUUUCUAUGCCGUACCGUGGUCGUGUGGUACCCUCGGAUUUCUGGUUGCAGCAGAAAUAAAAAUUGUUCCUGCUAAAAAGUAUGUAAAGCUGCGUUACGCGCCCGUGAAAGGCCUGGAGAAGAUCUGUGAGAGGUUUUCCAGAGAGUCAAAAAACAAAGACAACUACUUUGUGGAAGGGCUGGUUUACUCCUCUGAUGAAGCCGUUAUCAUGACCGGUGUCCUAACUGAUAAUGCUGAGCCUGGUCAGGUAAACAGUAUCGGAAAUUAUUGGAAGCCUUGGUUUUUCCGGCAUGUGGAGUCUUAUUUAAAAAAGAAUUGUGAAGGAACGGAGUACAUUCCCUUACGCCAUUACUACCACAGACACACGAGGAGCAUUUUUUGGGAACUACAGGACAUUAUUCCUUUUGGCAACCACCCGGUCUUCCGUUAUCUCUUUGGUUGGAUGGUCCCACCAAAAAUCUCACUGUUGAAGCUCACCCAGGGUGAGACUAUUCGCAAGUUGUAUGAGCAGCAUCAUGUGGUGCAGGACAUGCUGGUUCCAAUGAAGCGUCUGGAGGAAGCCAUCAAUGUUUUUCACGACCACAUUAAUGUAUAUCCCCUUUGGCUUUGCCCCUUCAUAUUGCCAAGCCAGCCUGGCAUGAUUCACCCCAAAGGGAACGAGUCUGAACUCUAUGUGGAUAUUGGAGCAUACGGAGAGCCCAAAACAAAACAUUUUGAUGCCAAAGCUUCCAUGCGACAGUUAGAAAAGUUUGUUAGAGAUGUUCAUGGGUUCCAGAUGCUUUACGCAGAUUGUUACAUGAGCCACGAUGAAUUUUGGGAGAUGUUUGAUGGAUCUUUGUAUAGGAAGCUGAGAGAGAAAUUAAACUGCGAUAAAGCUUUCCCCGAGGUGUAUUAUAAAAUCUGCAAGGCAGCUCGGCACUGAGCGAGGACGGCUACAGACCACAGACUUACGGACAGCAGAAAAUAGGACUUAUUGUUGAAGCCAGAUUUCAGGCUCCUGCAAUGAAAGAAAAAAUAAGCUUUUGUAUGGAAAAUAAGGAAUCCUGCUUUUUAUGACAAUACAACAGCAACAAG
This is a messenger RNA of Spea bombifrons (plains spadefoot toad), 1723 nucleotides long. RefSeq names its product 24-dehydrocholesterol reductase (gene DHCR24). The transcript is spliced from 9 exons. Lineage: Eukaryota; Metazoa; Chordata; Amphibia; Anura; Pelobatidae. Gene Ontology annotation, cellular component: membrane; cytoplasm. The record is from RefSeq and is a predicted model, not a curated record. Bases 21 to 1571 code for a protein of 516 amino acids. Gene Ontology annotation, molecular function: FAD binding; Delta24(24-1) sterol reductase activity. Gene Ontology annotation, biological process: steroid metabolic process.